Messenger RNA from Microthlaspi erraticum, 2148 nucleotides. NCBI's taxonomy places the organism in Eukaryota, Viridiplantae, Streptophyta, Magnoliopsida, Brassicales, Brassicaceae. The record is from the annotation of a GenBank genome assembly.
AUGCGUUACUCUUCUGAACUCUGUAAACAAAAACCCUCGGUAUCAUCAUCUUCUUACUUCUUCAAAUCUUCACAGUUACCUUCCACCAUUCUCAGAAUCGUCGUCUCUUUUUCUUCUUCCUCAUCUCUAUCGCUGCCAAUUCGUGAUACGCAGAGGAGAACUCAUCGGAGAGGAACAAAUCUUCCUUCUUCUAGAGAAUCCACAACCCUGAAAAAAAUGGCGAAGAAUCGAGGAUCGGCGAUGUCUCUCGAAGCUUUCGUGUCAACAAUGGCUCCACUUAUAGACAUGGAGAAAGAAGCCGAGAUAUCAAUGUCUCUAACCACGGGCGCUUCGAGAAACAUCGAAACAGCUCAGAAGAAAGGCACGACGAUCCUCAAUCUGAAAUGCGUCGAUGUUCAAACAGGUCUAAUGGGGAAAUCUCUAAUCGAAUUCCAAUCAAACAAAGGAGAUGUUCUUCCUGCUCACAAGUUCGGCAACCACGACGUCGUCGUUCUGAAGCUGAACAAAUCCGAUCUCGGCUCCUCUCCUCUCGCGCAAGGAGUGGUGUAUCGGCUAAAGGACUCUUCGAUCACCGUCGUUUUCGACGAGAUCCCGGAGGAAGGGCUAAACACUUCUCUCCGAUUGGAGAAGCUCGCGAACGAGGUAACGUAUCGGAGAAUGAAAGAUACGUUGAUUCAGCUGAGCAAAGGCGUGUUGAGAGGACCUGCUUCUGAUCUAGUCCCGGUCUUGUUCGGCGAGAGACAACCAUCGGUGACGAAGAAGGAAGCUGAGUUUACGCCUUUUAACAAGAACCUUGAUCAGUCGCAGAGAGAUGCGAUCACAAAGGCGUUAUCUUCGAAAGAUGUGUUCUUGCUACACGGACCUCCUGGUACUGGGAAGACUACAACGGUGGUGGAGAUAGUCUUGCAAGAAGUGAAACGCGGAUCAAAGAUUCUCGCUUGCGCGGCUUCGAAUAUCGCGGUUGAUAACAUUGUCGAGAGGCUCGUUCCUCACAAGGUGAAGCUGGUGAGAGUUGGACAUCCUGCUCGGCUCUUACCUCAGGUUCUUGAUAGUGCUCUCGACGCUCAGGUUCUUAAAGGAGAUAAUAGCGGUUUAGCGAACGACAUCAGAAAAGAAAUGAAGGCCUUGAACGGGAAGUUGUUGAAGACGAAAGAUAAGAACACAAGGAGAGGACUACAGAAGGAUCUUCGUGUUCUUGGGAAGGAAGAGCGUAAGAGGCAGCAGUUAGCUGUAACAGACGUGAUUAAGAACGCUGAUGUGAUCCUCACAACUCUGACUGGUGCAUUGACUCGAAAGCUUGAUCAUACAACUUUUGACUUGGUGAUUAUUGACGAAGGAGCACAGGCUCUUGAGGUAGCAUGUUGGAUUGCUCUGUUAAAGGGUUCGAGAUGUAUACUAGCAGGAGACCAUCUCCAGCUCCCGCCGACGAUUCAAAGCGCUGAAGCCGAGAGGAAAGGGUUAGGGAGAACGCUUUUUGAGCGGCUAGCGGAUCUUUACGGAGAUGAGAUCAAGUCUAUGCUUACUGUACAGUACCGUAUGCAUGAGCUUAUCAUGAACUGGUCAUCGGAGGAGCUUUACGAUGGGAAGAUAAGCGCGCAUUCGAGUGUUGCCUCGCACACGCUUUUCGACUUGGAGAAUGUGGAGAAAUCUUCUGCAACGGAGGCGACUCUGCUGUUGGUAGAUACCGCUGGGUGCGACAUGGAAGAGAAGAAAGACGAGGAAGAGAGCACUUACAACGAAGGUGAAGCAGAGGUUGCAAUGGCACAUGCCAAGAGACUGAUCAUGAGUGGAGUCAAGCCUUGUGAUAUCGGAAUCAUUACGCCUUACGCUGCUCAGGUUAUGGUGCUUAGGAUUCUUAGAGGGAAAGAGGAGAAGCUGAAGGAUCUGGAGAUCUCUACGGUGGAUGGUUUCCAAGGCCGAGAGAAAGAAGCUAUUAUUAUUUCCAUGGUUCGGUCGAACUCGAAGAACGAGGUUGGGUUUUUGAAAGACCAGAGGAGAAUGAAUGUGGCUGUUACUCGCGCCAGAAGACAGUGUUGUGUUGUUUGCGAUACGGAGACAGUGAGCAGCGAUGCGUUUCUUAAACGUAUGGUCGAAUACUUUGAAGAGCACGGCGAGUAUCUCAGCGCCUCUGAGUAUACCAACUGGUAA